Molecule: messenger RNA, 3936 nt
Organism: Synchiropus splendidus (mandarinfish)
Lineage: Eukaryota; Metazoa; Chordata; Actinopteri; Syngnathiformes; Callionymidae
Product: netrin-1-like
Exons: 7
Coding region: 123-1925 (600 amino acids)
Molecular function (GO): protein binding
Source: RefSeq, a predicted model, not a curated record
CUGGGGCAGGCGCAGACUGAGGUGUGACGGGGACACGGAGCCUCCAUCUCAAACUUUCUCAUGAUCAUCUUGCAGCUUCCCUGAGAAGAAGACUUUCUGCUGUGGCGGUGCAGGUGAUUGCAAUGCGCGUGGUUCUGGAGGUUUGGCUCGCGGUGCUGACCGCGUCUGCUCUGACCCGGCGGGUGUUCGGGGGCCACGGGCUGAGCAUGUUCGCCGCCCAGUCGUCCCCCCCAGACCCCUGCUACGAUGAGAACGGGAACCCGCGGAGGUGCAUCCCGGACUUCGUCAACUCAGCCUUCGGGAAGGACGUGCGCGUGUCCAGCACCUGCGGAACCCCCGCGACCCGCUACUGCGUGCUGUCGGAGAAGGGCGAGGAGCGGACGCGGGACUGUCACUCGUGCGACUCCGCUGACCCCAAAAAAGCGCACCCGCCCGCGUACCUGACCGACCUCAACAACCCGCACAACCUCACCUGCUGGCAGUCCGAGAGCUACCUCCAGCACCCGCAGAACCUCACGCUCACCCUGUCGCUGGGGAAGAAGUUCGAGGUCACGUACGUGAGCCUGCAGUUCUGCUCCCCGCGACCCGAGUCCAUGGCCAUCUACAAGUCCAUGGACUACGGCAAGUCCUGGGUCCCCUUCCAGUUCUACUCCACGCAGUGCAAGAAGAUGUACAACCGGCAGAACAAGGCGGCGAUCACCAAGCAGAACGAGCAGGAGGCGGUGUGCACCGACUCCCACACCGACAUGCGUCCGCUCAGCGGGGGGCUCAUCGCUUUCAGCACCCUGGACGGGCGACCCUCCGCGCACGACUUCGACAACUCCCCGGUGCUGCAGGACUGGGUCACCGCCACGGACAUCAAGGUGAUCUUCAGCCGGCUCCACACCUUCGGGGACGAGAACGAGGACGACUCGGAGCUGGCCCGGGACUCCUACUUCUACGCGGUGUCCGACCUGCAGGUGGGCGGCCGCUGCAAGUGCAACGGACACGCGUCCAAGUGCGUCAAGGACCGCGAGGGCAACCUGGUGUGCGAGUGCAAGCACAACACCGCAGGACCGGAGUGCGACCGCUGCAAGCCCUUCCACUACGACCGUCCGUGGCAGCGAGCCACGGCCAGAGAGGCCAACGAGUGCGUGGCCUGCCACUGCAACCUCCACGCUCGCCGCUGCCGCUUCAACAUGGAGCUCUACAAACUGUCCGGCAGGAGGAGCGGCGGCGUCUGCCUCAACUGUCGGCACAACACCGCGGGGCGCCACUGCCACUACUGCAAAGAAGGCUACUACCGAGACAUGACCAAGUCCAUCUCACAUCGGAGAGCAUGCAAAGCGUGCGACUGCCAUCCAGUCGGAGCAGCAGGGAAGACAUGUAACCAGACGACAGGCCAGUGUCCCUGCAAGGAUGGAGUGACGGGAAUCACCUGCAACCGUUGCGCUAAAGGAUACCAGCAGAGCCGCUCCCCCAUCGCCCCCUGCAUCAAGAUCCCAGUGGCUUCGCCCACGUCCACGUACAGCAGCUACGAGGAGCCAUCAGACUGUGAAUCCCACUGUAAGGCUUCAAAGGGAAAGAUGAAGAUCACCAUGAAGAAGUAUUGCAAGAAAGACUACGCGGUCCAGGUCCACGUUCUGAAGGGCGACAAGGCGGGCGAGUGGUGGAAGUUCACCGUCAACAUCAUCUCCGUCUACAAGCAGGGUGAGAACCGAAUCCGCCGCGGCGACCAGCUGCUGUGGGUCCGGGCCAAGGACGUGGCCUGCAAAUGUCCCAAAAUCAAGCCGGGGAAGAAGUACCUGCUGCUGGGAACAGACGACGACUCUCCGGGGCAAAGCGGCGUCGUGGCCGACAAGGGAAGCCUGCUGAUCCCCUGGAAGGAUCUGUGGGGCCGACGCCUCCGGAAGUUCCAGCAGCGCGACAAGAGAGGCAAGUGCUAAAAGAGAAGCGGCGGUGAAGUGACGCCCUCACCGGGAUGCAAACAGAGUAUAAACUGGAUGAAUGAGGUCGGAGGACUUGGGAGGAGGAAUGACUGCUGCUCAAUGGAGAGAUUAGGGUUUUGAUUUUUUAGGGAACAUUCCUGAAGGAAGCUCAUUCAACAGUGAUUCUCUUUGAUCUUGUGCUAUUGCGGAGUUUGCACCGAAGAUUCCACACCAUGUUUCUGCCAACAUUUGAACAUGUUUCUCCAUCCUGAGCCAGCAGGAGGGAGAAGAGCCCUGGAAACAGAACAAACCUGUGUGAAAUGGUUUUAUUUCCUCACUGUUUAGGAACGAUGUCUCCUGAUCUGAAUCCACUCGGAGAAACACUUCACUAACAACUAACUCGCUGAAUAUAAUAUUGGCCGGGUCUUUGUAUGACGUGUACGUUUACAGGGAAUAGCCAAUAAAUGAUCAUUCAUGAGGAAAACAACAGCCCCAACUACUUUUCUCCAAACAAAGCUCCAACAUUUGACAUGAAUUAUUAUUCUAUUAUACAUGAGCAGUCAAGGAAAUGUGUGUGUGAAACCUCCAUUUUCACACGAUGCCCGUGUUUAAUUCAAGGCUGUGUAUUGAGAAGUAUAUCUCGGUUCAGAUUGUUAUCUUUGAGUCAGUCAUGAAUGUCCCACUUUCAGAGAUCAGUAAACUAUUAUGUCACACCUUGUUUUAUGAAAGAGAAAACACAAAAAAGGAUCCCAAAUACGAGCUCAGCAUUCAUUAAGUGUGAGCGUAAACUAUAUAUAUUCACAGUAGAUACAUCAACUAGAUGUAAAAUAGUCGAGCUGUGCACUUAUUUGACCAAUGAUAGUUUGGAACAUAUGAGAUAUGUUCAUUUCAAGUGCAGACACUUCAUUGUCGACAUUGACGUGUGAACAAAUCUAUUAAGCUCCCAAAAAUAUUAGCCGCAAAGUGUUCUUUGAUGUUACAUUUUUCAAGUAUAUCUACUUUGAUAUAUAUUUUUAAAAUGUGUUCUUUUCAUCCUGAAUUACUUUAUAUCUGUAAUUUUGAUUCUUACUUUUCAUGUGGUGGAUUUUUGGGGUGAGAGCCGUGGACACACAUUUUACAUUGAGUCGAGAAACAACCUAUGGCCUCAGUGCGAACCUGGGUCUUUCCUGUGUGGAGUCCUAGCAUACAGAUGUUGACAGACGGCUUGUGCUUGUGAUUAGGUGCGCCUUUGUGUGCGAGUGGGAGGGGCUGGAGACCUGUCCAGGGUGUCCCUUCCCUGCUGGCUCCACGGGAAAUGCACAACUAAAUGAAGAAACACGAGUGAAAACUGUUAUUGGCCUGUAUUUCCCUUUUGUUCCCACUCAGAGCUAACAAAAGCAAUGUAUUAGCAACUUGGCAUGAGGUUGAAACACUUGGGCUGACCUCUGACCUCAGCAGCUUGGUGGUCGUAAUGCUAUGAUUUUUGAUCAACUUGAGUUGCCUUCUCAAGUGUUCGCAGGUUGGAUUCCGAAAGUGACCUAUCAUGACACUGAAGUAUUCCCACGAGCGACUUCCUGCAGCGUGACCCUGUGGACUGAUGAUGCCACCGCUUGUGUACAGAACUUUUUCAUCGUGGUACUGUUACUAGUCAAGUAUUAUUAACUCUUUAACCAGAAUGUAGAGCUCUAUGAAUCCAUGAAUGUUUACGCACAAUAACACGUGACUGAGGUCACCACACCUCUGUGCAUUUUUACUGUAAAGCCGCUCAUUUGCUUCCCACCCCAGCAGCAGACGUCUCUAUCUCCGAUUGUUGAUCUGUGUUCUUGUCGACCUGUGUAAUACUAAUAUAUGAUGUUUAUCACAAAGGAAUAUAUUUAAUGGCGCAGGAAAUCAAACGUGGCUUUUUGUGUUUUGAUUUUUUUUGUUUCUUUUGUUGUGUUUUACUUUUGUAUUGAAGUGUAGACGGCUGUGGUGAAAAGUAUCGCUGAGUGUUUUAUUGAUCAGCCGGAUAGAAACAAUGAUUAAUUCUCCUGAAAUAAAUAAAGACUUC